CGAGCAAUAUCAAGCACCAUCUCCAGUUCCAAGUUCCAAUUUUACAACUCUCCUUUACCCCAUAUUGACACAAUCCCCAAGCCCAAAUCCCCAAUCCCACGACACUCUCCCCUCCUUCGCGGCUGCCUAGGUUUCAUUCUCUCGGAUCAAUGACAAGGACGGCGAUAGCGCGGCCGCCUCCGAUGGACAUCGAGGACGGCUGGCGCCGGCUAGCGGCCGGGUUCCAGAAACUGUUGCGCAUUCUCGACGGGGAGGAAAGGCUAUCCUUCUCGGGUGCCGAGUACAGUGAGCUUCUCCAGAUCACAUAUAAACUGUGUUACGAGAGUCCUGCCGGUCACGCCGCGGAGAUGUAUGAUCGGUGGGAUAAGACAAUCAGGCAUCACAUCGUUUAUCAGGUGCUACCGUCCCUCCAGGAUAUGCAGGGAGAGCCCCUUUUAAAGAACUUCGUUCAUCACUGGGAAAACCACAAGGUGUUGAUGAAAUGGCUCAAAUCCGUCUGCAUGUACUUGCGAUUGGCAUUCACUAAUCAGAGGUCACUUCCACCUAUAAUGGAUAUUGCUCUGAAUUUGUUCAAGAACGUGGUUUUCGAAGAGUUAAAUAAGAAAAUGACAAAUCAUCAUCGAAAUGAUUGAGGAGGACAGGGCAGGGAAGGUUAUGGAUUGCAAUUUGAUCAAGAUGACUCUCAGUGUCUAAGCUGAACUUGGUAGAGGUGGUAAUGGAAUGGAUGUUUAUGAAGGUUUCGAAGAAGUGUUCCUCAAAAACACAGCAGAACAUUACUGAAGAAAGGCCCAAGCUUGGGUGUCCCGUGGUUCUUGUUCUAAAUAUUUGGUCAAGGUGAUAAAAUCUAUACAAGAGGAAGAGGAAAGGAUCCAGAAUUAUUUGAAGCCAUGGACUGAGGCAAGACUGUCAAAGACAGUACUCCUGGAAUUAGUAUCCAGGCAAGCUGAAUGGCUACUUGAUGAUGAUAAAUCAGGUUUUAGAGGUAUCCUUGCGGCAGAAAAUGAUCUGCUAGAUGAUGGAAAGGGUAACGAACUGAACUUGAUGUUCAGAGUUUUCUCCAGGAUUUCUGGUGGUUUAUUGUCAUGGCCAUAGCCUUCCAGCAACAUAUUAGGGACAUCCUGCAACAGGCAGUUGGUGCUGCACACAUGGAAAAGGGUAAGGAACCAUCAAAUUCAAUUGUAGAGGUAUUUGUAUUGAGAAUCAUGAAGGUUCUUCAAAAAUACGAAGCGCAUGUGAUCAAUAAUUUUGACAAUCACAUUUUGUUUCGCAAGGCCCUGGAUGAGAACUUUAGGAUGAUCUGCAACAGAAACAUUGCUGAUUUUAGUGAUGGGGAAUUUUUCAUAAUAUUCCUUGAGAGACUCAUUGAACAACGUACAUGUGGCAAGCUAGACGAUGACUCUGUUGAAGAUACCCUUGCAAAGGUCGUUAAGCUUCUACCGUACCUGCACAGUAAGGAUUACCUUGUUGAGCUGUACAGGAACAGGCUCUUAGGAAGACUAUCCAUUGGUUGCAACAUUGAGGUCGAGACAAGCUUUAUCACAAAGCUAAAACUAGUCUUGGACGUCUCAAUCCUGGAAGAUAUGCUAGAAGAUUAUUCAAUUUCAAAAGAACUACAAAAAUUCUUCAAAGACUAUAUGAGCAUGAACCCAGAAUCAAAUACUCUGGUGGACAUGGACACAAUGGUUCUGAAACAGGGUCAUUUUCCUUCUCAACAAAAACAGCAUUUAUCGCUCCCCCCUGAUAUGCUCAAUUGUGCUGAAGCUUUCGAGAAGUUCUAUCAAGAGUUUCAUGGACAAGCGACAGGAAAUAGGAGGGGUAGAACGCUUACCUGGAUCUAUUCCCUUGGAAAUUGCAAUAUUGUUGGAAACUUUGAAGGCAAAUCAGUUGAGAUGAUUGUCUCACCAAUGCAGGCUGCAUUGCUGCUGCUAUUCAAUGAAGAUGAUCGAUUAAGUUAUAAUGACAUUGUGGCUAAGUUGGAAAUCAUGGACAAUGAUGCAAAAGUAAUGCUGUAUUCUUUAUCAUGUGGAAAGUACAGCAUCCUAAAAAAGGAGCCGAGCAACAAAACAAUUGCUCCAGACGACAUAUUUGAGUUCAACAAUAACUUCAGUGUUAAAACGGGAAAGAUAAAGGUACCGCUUCAUCAUGUUGACAGGGGUGAUUUCCGUGCCAGUGAGACCAUGGAAGAUGUCAGGAGGUACCGGAAGCAAAAUGUCGAUUGCGCAAUUGUGCGUAUAAUGAAGGAUAGGAAGACAUUGGAUCAUGAGAAACUCGUGGAGGAAUGCAAGAAGUUGUGUGAUCCUUAUUUCAAGGUCGAUGACGACCUCAUACAAAUGAGGAUCGAUCAUCUUGUAGCCGAAAAUUAUCUUGCUCGCAAGGAGGGUUGUACGUACGAAUACUUGCCGUAGCAACAGAAGACUUGAGGAUCAAUAGUGCUAGAAGCCAGUAAGAGGACAUCGUAAUGUUUUCCGCCGGCACUUAGCUUGUCCGUCCGGUUAAUCAAGUGAAAUCCAGGGCUUUUGCUGCAUGCUGUGAUACUGAUACUGACACGCAUUGUAAUUAUUCUCGUGGCGAGAUGUGCUUGACUCGUUAGGAAAAAAAGAACUGUACGGAUAUUAAAGAUAAUGAAAUGCUAUAGUAGAUUGAUGUCCUUUUCUA
This is a messenger RNA of Oryza sativa Japonica Group (Japanese rice), 2655 nucleotides long. RefSeq names its product cullin-1. NCBI's taxonomy places the organism in Eukaryota, Viridiplantae, Streptophyta, Magnoliopsida, Poales, Poaceae. Gene Ontology annotation, biological process: protein ubiquitination; ubiquitin-dependent protein catabolic process. The record is from RefSeq and is a predicted model, not a curated record. Gene Ontology annotation, cellular component: cullin-RING ubiquitin ligase complex. Gene Ontology annotation, molecular function: ubiquitin protein ligase binding.